AUGUUGCAGCUUGUGCUCCUCGCUGCCCUCGCCCUCUGCGGACACUGCUCCGAGGAGGAUCUCAAUGGGAUGCAACGGGUGGUUGGUGGGACCGAGGUGCGCUCGCACGCCUGGCCCUCGCAGAUCUCCCUCCAGUAUUAUUCCAGUAGUGGAUGGAGUCACACCUGUGGUGGGUCCCUCAUCAAGAGAAACUGGGUGAUGACGGCAGCCCAUUGUGUGGAUCGUAACAUGAACUUCCGUGUCGUGGCCGGCGAGCACAACCUCAACGCCAACGACGGUAGCGAGCAGAUCUUCAGCAUCAGCAAGAUCGUCAUCCAUCCAUACUGGAACAGCAACAACGUCGCUGGGGGCUACGACAUCGCCCUGCUCCGCCUGUCCAGCUCUGCCACCCUGAACAACUACGUGCAGCUGGCAGUCCUGCCCCAGGAGGGAUCCAUCCUGCCCAACAACUACCCCUGCUACAUCACAGGCUGGGGUCGCACCCGCACCAACGGGCAGCUCUCCAACGUCCUGCUGCAGGCGUACCUGCCCGUGGUGGACUACCAGGUCUGCUCCAGCUCAUCCUACUGGGGCUCCACUGUUAAGCCCAGCAUGGUCUGUGCUGGUGGUGAUGGUGUACGCUCCGGCUGCCAGGGUGAUUCAGGUGGUCCCCUCCACUGUGCGGUGAACGGGCAGUACCAGGUCCAUGGUGUCACCAGCUUUGUCUCCAGUCAGGGCUGCAACGUCCAGCGCAAACCCACCGUCUUCACCCGCGUCUCUGCCUACAUCUCCUGGAUUUCGAGCCCUUUCCGGGGGUGCCUGGGUGCUCGGCGGAUGCCGGCAGCUGCUUCGCCUCGAACUUCCUCCGCAGCAAACACCAAACCGCAGCGCGCGGCUGCGAGCAGGAACCGAGCUGCAGCCAUGGCAGAGGGCAAGAGUGGGGGAGCCGGGCUCUUCGCCAAGCAGGUCCAGAAACACUUCAGCCGGGCGCAGGAGAAGGUUUUGCAAAAAUUGGGCAAAACGGUGGAAACCAAAGAUGAGCAGUUUGAGCAAAGCGCCUACAACUUCCAGCUGCAGCAGAACGAAGGCAACAAGCUCUACAAGGAUCUCAAAGCUUUCCUGGGUGCCGUGAAAG
Messenger RNA from Antrostomus carolinensis (chuck-will's-widow), 1114 nucleotides. It is a transcript of the gene CELA1, whose product is annotated as chymotrypsin like elastase 1. Gene Ontology annotation, cellular component: cytoplasm. The annotation marks the transcript as partial. The transcript has 10 exons. The record is from RefSeq and is a predicted model, not a curated record. Gene Ontology annotation, biological process: proteolysis. NCBI's taxonomy places the organism in Eukaryota, Metazoa, Chordata, Aves, Caprimulgiformes, Caprimulgidae. Gene Ontology annotation, molecular function: protein binding; serine-type endopeptidase activity.